UCCUCGAUAUCCUAAAUUUCCUAGUUCUAUUUCAAAGCAACCCUCACUUGUGUGGUUCUGUUAAGUUGGUAAGUGGUCAUAAUUUAUUGCAUCUCAAUGAAAAUCUCAGGUGUUAAAUACUACAGUUUUGUAGUAGCCGGAUGAUUUAAAGUUUGUUGCAUAGGGGCGAAUGCUUUUCCUAUCUCAUUUGUCCCCAUUUUGAAGAUUUUGUUUUUAGAUCUUUAUUUUUAAAUGGUAAAUUAGUUCUUUUUUUAAAUAAAUGUUUUGGUUGUAAAAAAAGGAUGAGUGAAAAAAUUGAGCUAAACUUGUUUGCCUUGUAUUGACAUAGUGUGAAGAUUUUGGAUGAUUUGUUGGACUUUGGUGAGAUAGGACCGGGUAAUUUGCUGGUGGUUUUUUUAGCUAUAUUUUCUAUAAGCAAGUGUAUCUAGCUGGAUUUUUCGAGUUUCAAUUGGCCAUGGAAUGCAACAAAGAGGAGGCUUUCAGAGCAAAGGAACUUGUAGAAAAGAAAAUGCAAAACGAGGAUUAUGUAGCUGCACGACAGAUUGUAUUAAAAGGCGUGACAGAUUUCAUUGCCCAUGAGUUGUUUACGCCAUCUGGAUCCACCUGGAAUCAUUUCAUGAACGAGAAAAGAGUUCCAAAUCAGGGUUCCUCUAAAGCCUUCCCGCAGAAUUAUGCUGGAAAGCCUUCUGGUAUGAGUUUUCCAUAUAGGUUUUCAGAAUCAGAUCCAAUGCCUAAUGUAGGAAAGGCAGCUAAUGUUGGUGGGAAUAAACCCAAAGAAGUGAAGGUAGAAAAUGCUACUGGAAAUGGUAGGGGUACUAUACCAUAUGAGAAAGUUAAUGGCCAUAUGGAUGUGAAAGCUGAGAAUGGAGGUGAUCUUUCUGCUCAGAAUUUUGGACCCAGUAUAGGCCGUCAAUCUAGGAGAUCUUUGAGGCAUUUGCAACACAUUUCUUACAAGGAGAAUUAUAACGAUGAUGAUGAUUUUUUUGUCCCCACUUCGAAAAGAUCAAGGGGGAACAGCUCAUCUAAUGUGAAUGAUGUGCAGGCGAAAGCAGCAACUGCGGAUGGCAGGGUUCCAAACAAAGAUGUUUCAGCUGGUUCUGUUGCUUCUAUUUUGAAUAGAAACAGUAAAGAGGUCAAACACAAAGCCAGCUCCGAUUUUGAAGAAAUACCAUCAAACAAUAAUAGAGGAAGUGGAGCUGAAGUAGAUGAAGCAUCCAUGCCUGAGAGGUCAGGUACCAAGUUAGAGAAUGAUGAUGAAAGAUUGAAAACGGACACAUCUGACUUGGAUCUAAAACCAACAGUCUUUAUAUGUACUGAUCCAAAUUUCAGCAAUUUCGAUAAAGAAAGGGUUGAUGUCUCUUUUGCUGUUAAUCAAGUAUGGGCCAUUUAUGAUCAUGAUGGUAUGCCGAGAUUUUAUGCCCGGAUCCGAAAGAUAUUGAAACCUGGUUUCAAGCUGCGAAUCACUUGGCUAGAAUCAAUAGUAGAUAGCGAAGCUGAGCAACAGUGGUGUGAUGAGGGUUUGCCUGUUGGUUGUGGGAGCUAUGAAUAUGGAGAGACUGAAGAAACCGUAGAUCAUUUGAUGUUCUCUCAUAAAAUGGAUUGCAUGAGUGGUGGACUCAGAGGUAUUUUUUGUAUAUAUCCUAAGAAGGGGAAAACUUGGGCCCUCUUUAAGGAUUGGGAUGCAAAAUGGAGUUUGGAGCUAGAGAAACACAGACCCUCGUACCAAUUUGUGGAGGUCUUGACAGAUUUUACCAAGGACACUGGUAUUAGAGUUGCUUAUUUGGCCAAAGUGAAGGGAUUUGUUAGCAUCUUUCAGCAAGCUAACUGUGACGAGGGUUUAUCAUUUUUCAUACUUCCAAGGGAGCUGUACAGAUUUUCUCACCGGGUACCCUCAGUUAAAAUGUCUGGCAAGGAAGGAUUAGGUGUCCCUGAAGGUUCUUUUGAAUGUGACACUGCUUCUCUGCCUAGCAAUUUAGUUAGCACAGUUGAUGCUUAGGAUAUUUUUAAGAAUACCGGGGCUGCUCGUGAAAAAGGAACCUCCACACUUGAAAGCUCUCCAAGUGAAUCAAUUGGGAGAUGCAAGGAUGAUAAUCAAGGUGAUGCAAGCCAACUAGGAGACAGUAAUAAAGUCGCAAGCCAUGGCAAGCUAAUUCAAUCUUCAAUUAAUACUUAUUUUCAGGCCAGUGAAAAGAUUUUAACAGAUAAGAAACGGGAGGAAAAGGUAAAUCUAUAGCAGUUUCGUUGACUCCUAGAAGAUCUCCAAAGAGAUUUGAGCAAGAGAAUUGAUCAAGCAAAUAGAAGUCAGCACACAAUAGAAGACAUUA
Messenger RNA from Ricinus communis (castor bean), 2324 nucleotides. RefSeq lists its product as uncharacterized. Lineage: Eukaryota; Viridiplantae; Streptophyta; Magnoliopsida; Malpighiales; Euphorbiaceae. The record is from RefSeq and is a predicted model, not a curated record.